UGCAUAAAGCACGAUAAGAUGACACUUGGACCUAAGAAGUACAAGAAUCACAAAUACUUCACUUAAUGCUCUCAAACAAAUAAUUGAAUAAAAAAAUCGAUCAUUACGAGUCUGGAUCUGCGAGAAACGACAAUGAACAGCUGUGUUGUGAAACUCUGCAUAUUUGUGUUCCUUACAGAGGGUACUCUGGGAGCAGAGAUAACCAUCAAUGUGAGGACUAGUGCUUCAGUUACAUGUGUAUGUUCCACAUAUGAGGAUUUAAGAAAGUGUUCCUGCCCUUCAUUAAAGAAUUGCCACAUACCUGUAUGUACGGGCAGGACAGAUCUGGUCUUUUCUUCUACAACCUAUAAUUUUGAGAAAUAUUUCAAGUUGUCUGAACUCCAGCACAGUGACUCAGGACUGUAUGCAUGCUACAACAUCUACUACAAAAGAAUUGGGCAAAAGUACAGAUUAAAUGUGUUGGAAGAUCAAGACCCAACUGUUGUGAUUGGGACUGUGGGACAAUCCAUAGUUCUAUCAGGCAGCAUUAAGCCGGACAUCAUGGCCGCCUCGGAGAAACACUGGUGCCGCUUGGACAAUGCAGAUGUCUGUCAGCCAAACACGGUCAUGGGUCCUGAAAAUGGACCCAGAGGGGAUUUCCAGAUCCUGGACACUGACAGCUCCUUCUCUCUGGAGAAACGCAACGUAACACACAACGAUUCAGGAUCCUACAGAUUGACACUGAUUUUUCCUAAUCAGACAAAGGUCUAUGUAGUGAAACUCCAGGUUAAAGACAAAGGCAAUCAUUUGCAGAUCAUACCUAUUCGAGAUAAGCCCAAGCUUGAGCUCACAUGCCAGUAUUCCCAGGAGUUGCAAAAUUUUUCGAAAUCUUGGCUAUGUGACAAUUCAGAGUGUCCCGACACAGCGAGGAGUGUAGAUGACAGAUUCAAGUCCGCCCUAUUGUUGACUCUUGAUCAUGCGCCUUGCUCAAAAAUUAAACAGUUCAAGUGUGUGGCAAAGACUUCAGGGAGCUAUGUAGAUUCCAAUGUUUAUUUUAAACCUUAUAGCCAAAAUGAUAUAGCAAAUUUUGACUUUCAUUAUAGAAAACCCAGAAGACUGCAGAUAUAUAUUUACAAACUGCUUAAACUCAGUUGUUAUAAUGCCAGGGAUUACGGAAUAUUUGGCAGAGUUUCAUGGCAUAACAAUCCUUCCAAACCUUCUUUGUGUAGAGUGAGUGGCUCCCGGUGUAUCACUGUAACGGAGAAUAUAAAAGAAUAUGAUGACGCAGCCAUAUUAGAAAUGUGUGUUAUGCCAAACAAUAAUGAAACAACAUAUCGCUGCACGUCCAACAUGGGGACUUCAACUGUUACACUUUCUGUUGUAGAAACUCCUGAUCAACGACAUCAGCGGAUUUCACCUUGGAGGCCUGAAGUACCUUACAUACCAAGCAGGGGCCAGGGACACAAUAUAGGCAUCUUAAUAGUAGUGGUCUGCAUAGUCCUUAUCAUCGGCAUUAUGUUAGUUACUGCCACCAAAUGCAACGGUCAAAAACUCAAGAGGUUGUUUGAAAGGAGAACACCACUGGCAGCAGUUGACAUCCAUGCAAAUAUGUAUGCUAACGCAAUUGCCCAAUACUACAAUCAGCGAUGUGAUGUGCCCCCACCUGAUAAACAGGGCGAAGGGGAUGACAAGGAGAUCUCCAGUAGCUCGGAUGAUGCGUUUGAGGAGUUGCCUGUUCGCCCAAAGAGGUCCUCCAUGAAGAAGGAAACCGACUACGUCAGGGUUAAACCUGGAGGAGCAACUCGGUCUCUGGAUGCCAAUGCUUUGCUAAAGGACAGCAGUGUGUAUGGUUUGGGUAGAAAAGGGGAUUACAAGGAGAUCUCAAGUAGCUCGGAUGAUGCGUUUGAGGAGUUGCCUGUUCGUCCAAAGAGGUCCUCCAUGAAGAAGGAAACUGGCCCAAAGAGGUCCUCCAUGAAGAAGGAAACCGACUACGUCAGGGUUAAACCUGGAGGAGCAACUCGGUCUCUGGAUGCCAAUGCUUUGCUAAAGGACAGCAAUGUGUAUGGUUUGGGUAGAAAAGGUGAGGUGGGAUACACCAGCAAGUCAAAGACAGACAAAGUGGUGAAAAAACAGGGUGAGGUCGGUGCUCAGAGUAGCUCAGGGCGCAGGGACAAGGAGGAUGACGAUGACUAUGAAGUCAACUACAUCAGUGUGACCAUCAAACCCAAACACUGACUCAAGUAGCUACAUGAACUGUAGGCGUGUUGAUGAGUUAAGAUAAUUGAAUUAUUGUUGGAUUGAAAUUUCAAGCUUUCUAAACAGGUAGGCCUGGCUCUCUUUUCGAUGUUGACCCUUAAAUCUCCCAGGGACCCUCAACUAGUCACGAUGUGCUGUAUGCAAAUUUGCCUUUCCUAGGCUACAUUUACACUACUACGUUUUGGUUUAAAAACAAAUAUCUUUCGCUACGUUUAUGCCUCACGUCCACAGUAUUUCUGAUCCCCUAAAACGGAGACAUUUGGAAACACUGCUGCCCUCGUUUUGGUUUGAAAACUCCGGGGUGGCGUUGUAGUCUGGACAGGCACAGACGGACACCUUUGGAAACGAGGAAGCACGUCCGUCAGUCUUAUCGGUUAGGUAGGCUUACAGUAACAGUUCCACCUCGUUGUCAGUCCAAGCUAAGAAAUCCCUGCUCUUACUUUUCACCAUUGUUGUUCUUUCUCCAAAGUAUUUUUUGUAUUUUCAACUUCUACAUCCAUGAUUUUCAACCGCAGAGUACGUCAGACAACCUGCUUCCUGUUGCCCGCCAUUUUUUGUUGUUGUAAUGUAGAUGUAGCCCUAGGACGGCCAAGGCAUGGCGAGCUACUCUGUCUCUGAUUGGCUAGUAUUCAAUGCAUUUGUUCGUUUGAUUGGUUAGAUUAAGGCAUGAGGAUUGAAAUUAGUUAAGGUUAGGGUAAGAAUAACAGGGUAAACCAAUCAGAGGCAAAUUAAGGCAGAGUAGGGUUAGAGUUAACCCGGGACAUGCCUCUGCCAUCCUAGGAAAUGCAAAUUUGCUCAGUUCUGUUUCCCUCAAAACUUUAGUGAACAUCUGCAGCAUUUGAAAUUGCAUUAUUCAGACAGCUAAGCAAUCUCAGUAGGACACGCUUUGAACUCAGGCUCGUACUCAGGAGGGGUAGAGUAAACACAGUGGGGCAAUGAGGCUCUUUCCAAGCGGACGUAGAAGUUAUUUAUUGCUGUCAGGAUAUAGAGACCAUUUCAAACACUAUAUAAAAAAGUGUGUAUUGGAAAUAAUUACCAAGCCUGCCUAUAAAAACACUGGGGAUUUUGGAGGAAGUCUCUGAUCUUGUAGUUUCCCAAACCACUAAAUGUUACUAAAUAGACAUAUUUUAGUACACUUUCAGUACAUUGAAAAUAUUAGAGUGACAUCAAAGGCCAUAGAGGUCUCAGUAUGUUCUGAUACAGGUCUAAGUCUGCCUUUUCUCAACUCGUGCAUCUCACAUCUCCUGAUGUCAGCUUGUUCUAGGAUGAUCAAAGUGCUCUACAUCGGAACAUUUUCUUUACAUAGAAGCAUUUAUGUGUACAUUAGUUAUGUAUUAUCUGUCAAUCCUUUUGCAAUUUAAUAAUUUAUAUUAUAUAUUUCAUAUGUGUUACAGGCUGUACCAGUGUAAUGUACUUUUUUUUUUAAGAUGAUUUUUGGGGCUUUUAUUGCCUUUAUUGAUAGGACAGAUAAGAGGGAGAGAGAGGGGGGAUACAUGCAGCAAAGGGCUGCAGGUUGGAACCGAACCUGCAGCCGCUGCGACAACAACCAGGCGCCCCAGUGUAAUGCACUGUUAGCCUUGUGUAUAAAAUGUGUUCCACAAAGAGCUAUGCCAUAAUUUGUCACUUCUACCAUAAUUUGUCACUUCUUAUACCUUAAGCUUUUGUCUUUUUGUGGAUACUGUUUGAAUGUAAAGGAACUUUGUAAAAAUUGUGAAUAUUUUUGUUAGAAAUAUUAUUUAUGAGCUUUGAUAAAACAUAUAAUGCAUUAUAUAUAUAUAUGUGCCUGACACUGCCUCAUACAAUUUAAAGGGUAAUUUUGGUAUGUUUCAACCUGGACCCUUU
Molecule: messenger RNA, 4077 nt
Organism: Perca fluviatilis (European perch)
Lineage: Eukaryota; Metazoa; Chordata; Actinopteri; Perciformes; Percidae
Exons: 10
Coding region: 133-2214 (693 amino acids)
Source: RefSeq, a predicted model, not a curated record